GUAAACACAGAAUUAACGUGCUGUCAGUGUGAAGCGGUUCUUUGUUUUUCUCCGCGCUCUCUUAUCUAUCGAAUGAGCCUCGUGCUAUGACGUCACCGACACCCUUUCCGAGCGAGGAUCGGAUUAAAGAUGGCGCCCUCUCAUGCGGUAAGAUGCUGUCAACGGGGCUUAUCCUGGAUACCUGUGAUUUUCAUCAACCUGGUCGUGUGCUGGUCCUACUACGCCUACGUGGUGGAGCUCUGUAUAUAUACAAUCCCUAACACCGAGGAGCAAGUUAUUUAUCUCAUAGUGUUUCACAUCUGCUUCUUCAUGUUCAUAUGGUCCUACUGGAAGACCAUCAUUUCCAAGCCAGCCAACCCCUCGAAAGAGUUCUGUCUUCCUAAGACAGAGAAAGAGCUGUAUGAGAAAGAAGAGAGACCAGAAGCCCAGCAGGAAAUCCUGAAGAAAGUGGCAAGAAAAUUGCCCAUAUACACACGCACAGGAUCUGGGGCUAUCCGUUACUGUGACCGUUGUCAGCUGAUCAAACCAGACAGAUGUCAUCACUGCUCCACUUGCGACAAGUGUGUCCUGAAAAUGGAUCACCACUGUCCCUGGGUUAAUAACUGUGUUGGAUUCUCAAACUACAAGUUCUUUGUGCUAUUCCUGGCAUUCUCUAUGCUGUACUGCAUCUUCAUUGCCGCUACCGUUUUGCAGUACUUCAUCAAGUUCUGGACACUUUGCAGACGGAGGGCUAUAGAGCAUUGCCCGGAGAAUCAGCUGCCGGACACUCAUGCAAAGUUCCACGUAUUGUUCCUCUUCUUUGUGGCGGCCAUGUUCUUCAUCAGCAUCCUGUCACUCUUCAGCUACCACUUAUGGCUAGUGGGAAAAAACAGAACCACUAUAGAGGCUUUCAGGGCGCCGGUGUUCAGAAAUGGCCCAGAUAAAAAUGGUUUCACCCUGGGCUUUCGCAAAAAUAUCACCCAGGUGUUUGGAGACCAGAAGAAGUACUGGUGCUUACCUGUUUACACCAGUUUGGGAGAUGGAUACACAUUCCCUACCCGCCUAGUUAACGUUGACACAGAGCAAGGCAAUGUUGAACACCAGACCAUUAAAUGCACAGUUGAUGGACAGACAAAUGCCAGACCUCUAAGUGAGUCACAGAAUCAUCUCAUAGGCAACGAUGUGCACUCUGAGGAACAGAAAGAUGGAAGCCCUGCAAACAGCGAGGGAUGUCACACUGUUUCUGUUACCAUGGAGAAUUAGUUGUUGUCAGGACUUCUAGAAUGGCGCAAAUAAGUAUUUGGUUUUCCUCUCUUUUGGAUACCUUUUUCCUAAGACCUCACAUGAAAGACCACAUAGCCCUCAGAUAUAAUGCCUUAAAGUUAUCAGCAUUAUCUCAUCUGUAAGGAAACGAUCUGCAGCAUGCCGCUGAGGUGGAUUUAUUUAAACUGAAUUCAAAUCAGCACAAACUCUUUGCACCAAACAUUGACUGAACUGAAUGGCUCUUUCACCAGUUUUUAUGACGUGGUGCUAACAGCACUUUGUAAUCCGAUGUUUUUCCUUUUCUCCAGACUUUCACAUAUAGAGACAUGGAUAUGUUUUUUGUUUGACCAGAUAUCCUAAGCUGAUCUUUAAGGUUUUUUUUUUCUGUCUGAUACUUUUAAAUGUUUUUAAUUUAUACUGGUUAUCUCUGGGACUACUUUAUGUAGGCCAAAAAAGUUCAAUAUAGGUAUGUUAUUUUAUUGCAUGUGUUUUAUACCCAAGAUGCACUUUUGUCACCAAGGAUUUUUUGAUGAAGGGUUUUGCAGAUAUUUACGGAGAUGAAGUAAUGCCCAAUACAAUGCAGUAUUUUGCACUAGAAUGUAUUAAUCCAUAGAUUUAUAUUCACUACACAUCAGUGUCAACCUAAACAAAUGGACUUGGGUGACUCUGAAAUAGAAAUGUUAGUCAAAGUAUUUUGCCAGAUAACUUAGGAAAAAAAAGUGCAACGAGGUAUUUGAAAAUAGCCCAUUUAAAGGGAUAGUUCACUCAAAAAUGAAAAUGAUCAUUUACUUACCCUCACGUCGCUUCCACUUCCAUAAAACACAAAAGAUGUUUGACAGCCUCAGUCACCAUUCACUAUGAUAGUAUGGAAAAAAAGAUGCAAAGGAAGUCAACUGGGACUGACAACGUUAGUCACCAAUUUUUUAUUAUUUUGGUGAACUAUCCCUUUAACUAAAAAGUUCUAGAUGGAAAGAUUCUGUAUAGUAUUCAGUGGCGUUCUACAACUUUUAUGUCUCAGUAUUUGUUGUAAGGGCUGGUUUAACAUGGGCUUCACACCUCCACCCAUUCAUCAACAUCAAGUCAAACAUCUUUUUUUCUGACCUCAAGCCAAUCUGCAUUUUAUACUUUGUGCCUUAAGGGUUACAUUUUAUUGCAGAUGGUGUGAAAUGGGUGACGUUAAAGCACUCUUAAAACUUUCUAGAUUGUGUAGCACCGCAAACACAUCUCAGAACACUUGCUUAUUACACAGGAACUCGGGCCAGAAACUUAAAAAAAGGCUAGUAGUUUCAUUUGUAGUUUUGACAAUUUACUAACCCUCAUUGUUCAAACCUGUUUGACUGACUUUCUUCUAUAGAACAAGAGAUGUUACGCAGAAUGUUAGGGACUAGAGGUUGACCGAUAGUGGGUUUUGCCGAUACCAAUAACUAUACCAUUAAUGGUGGAAAAGGCUGAUAACCAAUUUAUCAGCCGAUAGUUUUAAAAAAUUGAUUAAUAGAAUUUUACAUUUUCUUACACCCGUCUACACCGGAAGCAAUAGAACCCUAUAGUAACCAAUGAUGCUACUGGACUGGAUGACACUGGAAGCAUCUGUUGUGGCCCGUCCAUCACGCCGAGAGUAAACGGGUGUCCAGUUCCAUUUUGCGAUGUACCCACUGGUGCUACUGCUGCCAACAACACAAAUAAACGGUUUAGAACGUUUGCGUUGACACGUCCAAUGUAGACAGCCUCAAGCCGUUGCGUCGCGUCAACGGACGCACCCGGUGUAAACAGGGUGUGAGUUGGCACAGACAUAGAGGCCAGAGUCCAAAAUGUAUAAAAUCCCAGAUAUAGGUUUUUUUUUUUUUAACCAAAAU
Myxocyprinus asiaticus (Chinese sucker) is the source of this 3095-nucleotide messenger RNA. Its product is annotated as palmitoyltransferase ZDHHC20-A. The transcript has 14 exons. Gene Ontology annotation, molecular function: protein-cysteine S-palmitoyltransferase activity. Gene Ontology annotation, biological process: protein targeting to membrane; synaptic vesicle maturation; peptidyl-L-cysteine S-palmitoylation. Gene Ontology annotation, cellular component: Golgi apparatus; endoplasmic reticulum. NCBI's taxonomy places the organism in Eukaryota, Metazoa, Chordata, Actinopteri, Cypriniformes, Catostomidae. The record is from RefSeq and is a predicted model, not a curated record. The coding region runs from base 130 to 1242 and encodes 370 amino acids.